Suillus discolor is the source of this 1671-nucleotide messenger RNA. RefSeq lists its product as uncharacterized. The record is from RefSeq and is a predicted model, not a curated record. The coding region runs from base 1 to 1671 and encodes 556 amino acids. The transcript is spliced from 5 exons. Lineage: Eukaryota; Fungi; Basidiomycota; Agaricomycetes; Boletales; Suillaceae.
AUGCCUACUUGCGAUGGAUGUCAGCAUCUCUUCACUAAAAAUGGUUAUUCUCGCCACCUAGCUCAAUCUAAGAAUCCUGCUUGCAUCAUCAUAUAUGAGCAGAUGCAAAACUACGUACCUUCGGCACCAAAUCUACAUUCCGAGCCACAUCCUCCGAGUCCAACAACUGCAAAGGUAUCCAAAGUACAACACCGAUCUGAUGGCGCAGUCUAUGAGCAUGAAUUGGACAACUUCGAGUCAGAUGAGAACCCACCUCCCAAUAUAUUUGAGGGCAACUACUUUAACACUGCAGCUGAGGACCUGGAAUGGCCUGAGGAUGAUGCUGAAGAAGACACUGAAGGUGAUGGCUUGGAAUCAGAGGAAGAGGAUAUGGAGGCUGAAGGAGCAACCAUUGAAGAUCAGGAUUUGCCUAUGGAUGAAGACACAACUUCCGACACUCACAGCACUGAUCAAAAUUGUGCUUGCCGGCAUGAUGCAGAAGCCCCACUAUUUCAACGACCACAUAUUGUUAAGUUCCCUCUUCGCAAUGCAGGAGCUACCCAGGACUUGGAGAAUUCAGACUCGGACCCAGAUGAAGAGUGUCAUCAGACUGGCUACCGUUGCUAUCAUCAGCAGGUGUCCUCUGCCGAGGAGGAUGGAAUUUGGGCACCUUUCACAUCUCGAAUUGACUAUGAGGUUGCCCACUGGGCCAAGACACAAGGCCCUGGUUCUACAUCGUUCUCAGACCUGCUCGAAAUUGAAGGAGUUUGCGAGAAGCUAGGGCUGUCAUACAAGAACUCCCGCGAACUAAACAAAAUAAUUGAUACAAAGAUACCUGCACGCCAGCCUCGCUUCCAGCGUAAGGAGAUUUUGGUGGCGGGUGAAGCUUUCGAUCGCUUUAUGGGGGACCCAGAGUUUGCACCUUACCUUGUAUUUGUCCCAGAGCGGCACUAUACAGAUCAAGACGAGACGCAAAGGCUAUACCACGAUCUACACACUGGCAAAUGGUGGUGGAAUACACAGAAGCACCUUGAGAAAGAGAAACCAGGCACCACCGCUAUACCGAUCUUGUUGUCAUCUGACAAAACGCAAGUAACAAUGUUUAGGAAUAAAGCUGCCUACCCCUUAUACAUGACUAUUGGAAACUUGCCCAAGGAGAUCUGUCGACGUCCCUCUCGCAGUGCUCAGAUACUCCUCACCUAUCUGCCCACCACCAAGUUAGAACAUAUCACCAACAAAUCAGCGAGACACCGAAGUCUCACGAAUCUAUUCCAUGCCUGCAUGCGCCAUGUUGUUGAGUCACUGGUAGAGCCAGGUAUCAAUGGGAUGGCAAUCAUGAACGGAGAUGGUGCAUUAUGGCGUGGGCAUCCUUUGGUUGCCUGUUACAUUGAAGAUUACCCUGAACAGCUCCUCGUCACAGGCAUCAAAACUGGUGAAUGUCCGAAGUGUGAUAUUCCAUUGGACGAACUUGGCAGUAAGGAUUUGCCUUUUCACACCCGUGAUCUGGGUGACAUUCUUGAUGCACUCGCUCUUGUCAAUGAAGACCUUAUGAGUUUACUAAGGCCUGUCGCAGUGCGGGAAUCAAACCCCUCUAUCAUCCUUUCUGGGAAGACCUGCUGCAUUGUAACAUAUUUCAUGCCAUCACUCCCGACAUCUUGCAUCAACUGUACCAAGGACUCGUCAAGCACCUGA